Messenger RNA from Pestalotiopsis fici W106-1, 2334 nucleotides. RefSeq lists its product as uncharacterized. Gene Ontology annotation, molecular function: sulfate transmembrane transporter activity. NCBI's taxonomy places the organism in Eukaryota, Fungi, Ascomycota, Sordariomycetes, Amphisphaeriales, Sporocadaceae. Gene Ontology annotation, biological process: transmembrane transport. Gene Ontology annotation, cellular component: membrane. The record is from RefSeq and is a predicted model, not a curated record. Bases 1 to 2334 code for a protein of 777 amino acids. The transcript has 3 exons.
AUGGCGUCUCGACCUUCUCCCCCGUCGCGCCAGGCGACCGAUCACGCACCGACGACACCCAGUGCACUCCGCAAGAGUCACACGCCCUCGUCCUCGUCCUUGUUCAACGGUGUCGGUGGCGGCAGCGGCAACGACGGCAAUGUAUCGGCGACGCCUGAUCAACACUCAUCGACGUCCGAGGCCGGGCCGAGUGGGGGGCCAACCACGGAGACCACGUCCCUGCUCCACCACGAUCACGCCCAUCCGGGGCCCUGCGAUCACGGAACCUUCUCACCACGACCUUCUAGUCCUGUGGGCAGCAGUUUCAGGGGCUCUGAUGCCGGCUCGCUGUUGGGUUCCGACGCAUCGGUUACCAAGGGCAAUUGGAGGAAGACGCUGUCCAGCAAGAUGAAGACCAAGACCAUGACCAACUCCCGGUCCUUGGCCGAGAGGCACGGCUUCAAGGAUUCCAAGAUGAUGUACUUGUCGUACUAUGUACCAUCCUUGAUCUGGAUACGGCAGUACAACUGGUCGUGGCUCAAGGGCGACAUCACGGCAGCCAUUACUCUUGCCUCCAUGUACUUGCCCAUGGCUCUGUCAUACGCAGAUAGCUUGGCGCAUGUGCCGCCGAUCAAUGGCUUGUACGCCUUUGUGUUCAAUCCGUUCAUCUAUGGACUGAUGGGUAGCUGUCCUCAAAUGGUUGUAGGUCCCGAGGCUGCAGGGUCUCUCCUGGUGGGCUCGAUAGUCAAGAGUAGCAUUGAUUCUGGGAGCGGCGAUGACGAUAAUGCCGCCAUGCACGCCCGGAUCGCAGGUGUCGCUGUUGGCAUUGCCGGCGCUACUGUCUUCAUCAUGGGCUUGUUUCGCCUGGGCUUCUUGGAUAGUGUUCUUAGCCGACCGUUCCUGCGCGGCUUCAUCUCUGCUAUUGGUGUCGUGAUUUUCAUCGAUCAGUUGAUUCCUGUCCUUGGCCUUUCUAGUGUCGCUGCGAGAACACCCGGCGUCGGUCACGGCAGCUCUGUGCAAAAGUUGGAAUUCUUGUUCACGCAUUUCUCGGAUCUCCACAAGCUCUCGGCUAUUAUUGGAGUUGUCAGCUUUACCAUCAUUAUGGUUCUGAGAGAGGUCAAGAGACGACUCCAACCAAGAUAUCCCAGCGUGGCAUUCUUCCCGGAUCGACUUCUCGUUGUUGUUAUAUCAGCAUUGCUGGCAUGGAGGUUGCGCUGGGAAGAACGAGGUGUUGGCGUUCUUGGCGAUGUUCAAGGCGGCACCACCAAUGUUUUUGAGUUCCGCAAUCCGUUUCAAACAUCGCAUAUAGCGCAUAUCCGAGAGGCCAUGGGCACCUCGUUCCUGAUCGGUAUGCUUGGCUUUUUCGAGUCCUCGGUAGCAGCCAAGAGUCUUGGAACUGGAGAUGCUAUCGAGGGCAUGCAGCUCAGUCCCAAUCGGGAGCUUGUGGCCCUUGGCGUUGCGAAUCUUAUUGGCUCAUGCUUCAUGGCUAUUCCAGCAUUUGGCGGUUAUGGAAGAAGCAAGGUCAACAAGUCGACUGGAGGCAAGAGUCCAAUGAGUUCAAUCUUUUUGAGCAUCAUCACUGUCUUUUGCGUCUUGUUCAUGCUGCCGUGGUUUUACUAUAUUCCCAAACCCGUCCUCGCAGCACUCAUAUCAGUGGUGGCAUGGUCGCUGAUCGAGGAAGCCCCCCAUGAUGUGGCCUUCUUUCUACGUAUUCGAGGCUGGACAGAGCUUUCUCUCAUGGCUGUUAUUCUUCUCGUCACCGUUUUCUUCUCACUCAACCUGGGCAUUGCCAUUGGAAUUGGCUUGUCGCUUCUACAGGUCAUUCGGCAUGCUACUCGGCCAAGAAUCCAAAUUCUUGGACGUAUCCCAGGCACAGAACGUUUUGAGAAUGCAGAGGAGAAUUCUGAUCGCCUAGAGUUCAUUGAAGGAUGUCUGAUUGUCAAGAUACCUGAGCCUCUCACCUUUGCCAACACGGGUGAUCUGAAGAACAGACUGGCAAGAUUGGAACGAUACGGUACUUCUCUUGCUCAUCCUGCGCUGCCUCGAUUACGACCUCAAGGCAGUCACAGAAAUGUCAUUUUUGAUAUUCACGGUGUCACUUCCCUGGAUGGCUCUGGAACGCAAGUUCUGGAAGAGAUUGUACAAAGCUACCGCUCCCAGGGUGUGCGCGUGUUCUUCAGCCGUGCUCCUAGCAAGACUCACAAAGUCUGGAAACUACUGGAAAGAAGUGGUAUCGUUGAUCUAGUUGGCGGAGAGCGUCAUUUCGUGCAUGACGUCAAAGAUGCUUUGCGCCUGACGGAGAUUGAGGAUAUUGAGGAGACAGAGGCAAGUGCCGCGCCAAGCGAGACCUCAUAA